Molecule: messenger RNA, 1215 nt
Organism: Thalassophryne amazonica
Lineage: Eukaryota; Metazoa; Chordata; Actinopteri; Batrachoidiformes; Batrachoididae
Gene: tctn1
Product: tectonic family member 1
Exons: 11
Biological process (GO): protein localization to ciliary transition zone; cilium assembly
Cellular component (GO): MKS complex
Source: RefSeq, a predicted model, not a curated record
AUGGUGAUUAUUAUGAUCAUUAUUAUUAUUAUUAUUAUAUGUUUUCAGUAUGGUGAUGUGAUGAUGACAGCAGGACAAAGUGAAGACAGAGGUGUGUUUUGGCUGCCAGCUGCUGGUGUUACAGCUGACUGUGUGGACAUGAAUCCUGCAGCAUUCCUAAAGGAUCAGAGCAGUCAGUGUUUACGGCGUGCGGCCCUCGAGCAGGUCUGCGAAACUCUGCCGUCCCUCGGCAUCAACACUUAUACCAACAUUCAGCUCUUUGCUGGGAAGAAUAAAGAUGCUGCAGUGGAGGUUAUUCCCAUGGAGGUGGUGUCUGUUGUCCUGCAGUUUUUAAACGGCACUCAGACGGAGGUGGAGCUGAGUGAUAAUGAAACCUUGAGUCCUGUUCUACUGAGCCCAAACUUAUGUGCUAAUGUGGUUUUGAAUGUGGGUUUUGUGGUAAAGUACAACUCAGCUGGUGACAUACUGAAUGCGGUUGUGUCGGUGGUUCUUGGAUUUGUCCAUGAUGAAUUGCUGCCUCUGGAACAGGAAUUUCACGUUAUGUUUGCCCAGGAUGGACAGCAGGUGGCUGUUCACAACAGUGGCAAUCCAGGUUAUGUUGUAGGACUGCCUGUUCUCUCUGGAAAAAGAGCAGCAGAUGGGAUUGUCAGAAAUGUGGAGUCCACAGAAACACUGUCUCUUCUGUCCAGCUCUGAAGACCAGGACUGCCUGCAGGGCCGACAUCAGCGCUCCCCUGUCCUGUUUGGUGUGGACUUCAUGUCAGGAUGCACCUUAAAAUUGGAGGAUGCUGCAAACUGCUCCUUGGUUUCCCAAGUGCUUCUAAGUGUUCUGCAGGGCCCAGACUAUCCACAGUAUGUUGCUGCCUUUGGGUCCUCUCCCUUAAACAAUUCCAUGGACUGGGUACCCAUCAGUAAAUUCAGUCCAGAGGAAUCCCAGAGUUGCAACAUUCCAUUGUCUCUUAAUUUGGUCAUCAAAUGGACUAAAUACGGAUCUUUUGUGAAUCCUCAAGCUUAGAUCGUGAGUAUCAAGGAAGUCAUCCACACCAACACCAACACCUUGGCCCUGCUGUCUGGAGGCAGCAGCACCAUGACAGUCACGACCUCAGUGACCUUUGUCUCAGUUUCUGCAGCUGCUGUCCCUGGUUUCAGAGCCACGCCCACCAUUGAUGCCAAACUGCCCUUUGAUUUCUUCUUCCCUUUCGUGUGAUGGUAGAAG